Molecule: messenger RNA, 1337 nt
Organism: Sitodiplosis mosellana (orange wheat blossom midge)
Lineage: Eukaryota; Metazoa; Arthropoda; Insecta; Diptera; Cecidomyiidae
Gene: Vps2
Product: charged multivesicular body protein 2a
Exons: 2
Coding region: 227-922 (231 amino acids)
Biological process (GO): endosome transport via multivesicular body sorting pathway; late endosome to vacuole transport; protein transport
Cellular component (GO): multivesicular body; ESCRT III complex
Source: RefSeq, a predicted model, not a curated record
CAUACACAUUCACAGUAGAUUUCGUUGUUUUGAAUCAUCUUUUUUUUUCUACUUUGACUUUAUAAAUUCAUUAGACUGUUUCUAUUGCAAAUCGAAGGAAUUCCUAUUUUGCAUCGCAUUCAAUUAGUAUAUUGCGAGUGGUUUUUUCAUCGCGAAUAAAAUUUGUUCAACAUCACAUAAAUUUUUUCUUUUUUAGAUUAAAGUGUAGAAAAGAAAAUCUGCUAAAAUGGAGUGGCUAUUUGGAAAACGAAUGACACCCGAUGAAAUGUUACGAAAAAAUCAGCGAGCACUAAACAAAGCGAUGCGUGAUUUGGAUCGUGAAAAGAUGAAAAUGGAGCAACAAGAGAAGAAAAUCAUCAACGACAUCAAAAAAUUGGCAAAAGAGGGUCAAAUGGAUGCGGUGAAAAUUAUGGCAUUGGAUUUAGUGCGAACACGUCGCUAUACUAAGAAGUUUAUGUUGAUGAAGGCCAACAUUCAGGCCGUUUCAUUGAAGAUCCAAACAUUGAAAUCACAGAAUACGAUGGCACAGGCAAUGAGCGGUGUAACCAAAGCCAUGGCAAACAUGAAUCGACAGUUGAACCUGCCACAAAUCCAGAAGAUUUUGCAUGAAUUCGAAAAGCAAUCGGAAAUCAUGGAUAUGAAAGAGGAAAUGAUAAACGAACACAUUGACGAUGCGAUGGAGGACGAGGGCGACGAAGAGGAAUCAGACGCUGUCGUUUCACAAGUAUUAGAUGAAUUGGGCUUGCAAUUAGGUGAUCAAUUGUCUGGAUUGCCACAGGCAUCCGGAUCGUUAUCGGUUGCGACUGGUAGCAAACAACCACAAGCUGCCGCAAUCGGUGCUGCCGGAGGCAGCGGUGGUAGUACUCCAUUAGAUGCUGACGCAGAUUUACAGGCUCGGUUGGACAACUUGCGACGUGAAUAAACAUGCUUUGUUCCUGUUCAUUGCAGCUCAAUCUUAACGAACACCUAUCUUUUCGAUUCUACAAUUCCCCAAAAAAAAACAAAUUCUAUUUUUAUGAAAACCAAUUUUUGUUAUAACUAUUUAAGAAGCUGAUAUGUAUCGUUUGCGAGUAUCAUACUCAAGUGCGGAUUAAAAUAAAGAAUAAAAUGAAUGGACACGAAAUUUGUUUAGGAAAAUACACACCUAGGAAUUUAAAGUGCCUACUUUUUAAUGCCGAAACAUCCAAUAGGACUCACCAAUUUCAAAUGUAAUAAUACUACACACAUGAUACAUGUAUGCCUAAUAAAUGUAUGUAAAUAAGCUUAUACUGAUGAACUCAACUUAAUACAAUUUUAAUAAAUCGAAUACACAAUAGCAUUACUGCGACCAAAAUCAA